AUGGCAGCACAAAUAAAUGCAAAUACUUUUGACCAAAAUGAUGCCAAAUAUCAUACCUGUUUUAAUACAGUUCAUAUCAAGUUAGCAGCUCGUGUGGUAUCCAUAAUAUACAUUGUUGGUGCAGUAAGCCAUGUGAUCUACGCGAGCGCUCGAGGGAUGUCAUUAGCGAUGCAUUCCUGGCUAUCAUUUGCCUUUUCCAUCGGUGUAUUUGGAUGUUUGGUCUAUGGAGUAUUUAAAGAAAAACGUGUCUUCAUGCUACCAUAUUUUAUUUUUCAGGUUAAUUGUAUAGUCGCUGGAAUUGCAAUAACUGCAUUUGCACUAAUUGUAUUUAUCAUUUGUGCUGGCGUGUCACCGGAAACAAUUCACGAAAUUGCUGAAGACUAUGGUGGUAUCAACCUUAACGGUGAUCCCAAAGUAGUUGCUACAGCAGUUCAAACGUUUACUGUGCUUUUCAUCAUUUUCAUCUGCGUUUCGCUGCUAUUACAAAUUUUGUUCUUCGAGACCAUCUAUCGUUUCAAGGAAUUCUUGUACGAUCGUGAGAAUUCAUUUUCGUUCAACUUGGAAGGUGUUUUCCAGACAGCAAACAGUGUCUACUCAACAAAUAUGGAUGAUUUGGACAUUAUUGGAGGACCUGAAAAUGUUUUGAAAUAA
Molecule: messenger RNA, 651 nt
Organism: Enterobius vermicularis (human pinworm)
Lineage: Eukaryota; Metazoa; Nematoda; Chromadorea; Rhabditida; Oxyuridae
Source: the annotation of a GenBank genome assembly